GCAUGCGUAGUGGGAGGAUCCCGCUUGAAAAAUGACCUCAAAAUUGCUUCUAAGACAAGCCUAAGUAUGGACUCCAAGAAUGACAGUGACUGGUGCAGAAGAAAUACAAUUUUGACGCCUAAUUCGAUUGUGACGCAGUUGAAAUUCGCUUCUGCCCGCGCCCCGCCCUGGACGCUGACGUUCUGACGCAAACGCGCGGCCGCCUUCCGCACUGCGGCGCCGCUGAUCUUCCGGGUCAGCAUCCGGACGCGGGCGCCAACCUUCACGUCAAGAUGGCGGCGUCCGCGCUGCGCACGCUGCUCUGGCGGCGGCCUGCGCGUUCGCACUUCCGAGGUAUCAGCGGAGUUCAGGUUUCCCUGCAGACUUUUUGCACCGAAACCCCUCCUGGAAAAGAUUCAUUGCCCCCAGCUCCUGUUUCUCCUUAUGAGAAUGAACCCUGGAAAUACCUGGAGUCAGAAGAAUACCAGAGCCGAUACGGCUCUCGCCCCAUCUGGGCUGACUACCGCCGCAACCACAAAGGUGGUAUCCCGCCGCAGCAGACCCGGAGGACAUGCAUUCGCAAGCAUAAAGUUGCUGGGAAUCCUUGCCCCAUCUGCCGGGAUCACAAGUUGCAUGUGGACUUCAGGAACGUGAAGCUCUUGGAACAGUUUGUCUGUGCCCACACGGGCAUCAUCUUCCAUGCUCCAUACACAGGGGUCUGCAUGAAGCAGCACAAGAAGUUGACUGAGGCCAUUCAGAAAGCCAGGGAGCAUGGGCUCCUCAGUUACCACAUUCCCCAGGUGGAGCCCCGGGACCUGGACUUCAGCACGUCACAUGGAGCUGUGAGUGUCACUCCGCCAGCCCCCACCCUGCUUUCAGGUGAUCCUUGGUACCCCUGGUACAGCUGGAAGCAGCCACCAGAAAGAGAACUGUCGCGGCUUCGCCGGCUCUACCAGGGCCAUCUUCGAGAAGAGAGUGGGCCCCCGCCUGAGUCCAUGCCCGAGGAGCCCCCCAUGGUGCCAGCUGAGCAGAGCUGCCCGAGUGCUCCUGCGCCGUAGGGCUGGGACACCGGGCAGUGGCCCACAGCAGGCCCUGGGGAGCCCUGUGGAAGGGAAACUGUCUGGAUGAGGGAGGUCAGGGCAUGUGUGUGCGUUGUGAGCAGAUGCUCUUACCGUCCUGCUGUUGGGACUUCUGCCAACUCAGUAUUUCCGUAAUAAAGUUGUGUCCUCCA
Molecule: messenger RNA, 1210 nt
Organism: Octodon degus (degu)
Lineage: Eukaryota; Metazoa; Chordata; Mammalia; Rodentia; Octodontidae
Gene: Mrps18b
Product: mitochondrial ribosomal protein S18B
Exons: 7
Coding region: 273-1037 (254 amino acids)
Biological process (GO): mitochondrial translation
Cellular component (GO): mitochondrion; ribosome
Molecular function (GO): structural constituent of ribosome
Source: RefSeq, a predicted model, not a curated record